Heteronotia binoei (common prickly gecko) is the source of this 1726-nucleotide messenger RNA. It is a transcript of the gene ORC6, whose product is annotated as origin recognition complex subunit 6. Lineage: Eukaryota; Metazoa; Chordata; Lepidosauria; Squamata; Gekkonidae. The transcript is spliced from 7 exons. Gene Ontology annotation, molecular function: DNA binding. Gene Ontology annotation, cellular component: nuclear origin of replication recognition complex. The record is from RefSeq and is a predicted model, not a curated record. Bases 244 to 1047 code for a protein of 267 amino acids. Gene Ontology annotation, biological process: DNA replication; DNA replication initiation.
GCUUCCUCUCUUUCCUCCUCCUCCCCCAGCUGACGCAGCCGGCCCCUCCCUUUCCUUCCUGUGUUCUAGAACGGGGGGAAAGAGUCUGAGCGUUCGAAAAAGGGGCGCGGCUAAAGGAAGCAGCGUUCGAAGAAGGCGGGGCUGACGGCCGGGUUGGAACCAGUGAGCGUUCGCAACGUUCGAUGCGGUGCGCGGGAAGCGGCUGUUUUUGCAGUCUUUGAAGCCGCCCUGGGGAAGCUCGGCAUGGAGCGCGCGGUGCUGCAGCGCUUGGCGGCCCGCAUGGGCGUCGCCACGCCCGGAGUUCUCAGGAAAGCUGAGGAAUACCUGCGGCUCUCUCAAGUGAAAUGCGCCACCUUGCUGGUCCAGAUGACAGCCACAAGCAACGCUGUGAUCUGCCUAGAUUUAGCAACGAGCUUCAUGAAACACCCUGUGGACAAAAGCUACGUGGUGAAACUCUCUGGUUUGAACAAGGCUGCCUACCAGAGCCUCUUGAGAUCGUUCGAAAGCUUGCUCGGCGUGCACUCCACUGUUGGCAUCCGAGACUUGGCUGUUCAGUUUGGCUGCACGGAGGCCGUGAACGUGGCCUCCAAAAUAUUGCAGAGGUAUGAAUGCAGUCUGCCUGGAUCUCAGCAAACUGAUCUCGACUUGUCCAAGCCCUUAUUCACAACAGCCGCGCUGUUAACGGCUUGCAGAUGCUUGAAGCUGAAGGUGGAUAAGAACAAAAUGGUGGCCAUGUCUGGGGUGAAGAAAGCCAUAUUCGACCGCCUUUGCAGCCAACUGGAGAAGAUCAGCCAGCAAAUCAGCCGAGAAGACGUUCAGCUGGCAGCUGAGGAAACAAAACCCCAGAAGACUUUGCAGGAACACCUUGAAAAAGAAGGCGCUGUCGGAGCCGAAGUCAGGAUGCCUUGCAAGCGUCCAAAAAGCACAGCUGCAGCGGAGGACGAUUAUGAAGAAUGGAAACGGAGGAUCCUGGAAAAUGCCGCUAAAUCGCAACAGGAAGACGUUGGAUCUGAGUGCGUCAGAACGCAGCCAGCUUCUGGGGUUUAAACGCUGGAUACAUUUUUAUGUUGCCUAUUUUUAAAGACUUGUUAAGCCAUUGGUUUCUUAUAAGCUUCCUCAGACGGGUGCUGUCCCCACACCACUAGGAUUUCAGAUAUUGUCUCGUCAGGGAAGAUGCAUAGCUCUUAGUCUGUUAUGAAGACUAGAACUGCAAACCACCGUAUUUUAUUGCUGAAACCCUCACAGACACUUCUCAAAGUACCUCAAGUUUCUGUUUUAAGUGAACCACUUCCCAUGGGACCCAAUGCUCAGUAUUCAGCCCACAGUACGGUACAUUGCCAGAUUUAGGAUGUGGUGCUAUUAAAUUAACUUUACCCAUCUCUGCUAAAGAAAGCAAGUGCUGUGUCACGGUUCUAACUAUGCUGGUGCAGAAGCAAAGACUUAGAAUCAGAACUUGGUAUUGUAUUUUGCUUCGAACGUGAAUGCAAGAACCGGUCACCAAGUAAGCAUUCUGUCUAGCUCUCCAAAGACUUCAGAGGUCUAAAUGGAGAGUGACACUGGAUGCUAGAGAAUUUUCAAGCAUACGCUUUUAGCCUUUGAACAACAAUGGACUGCAUUUUAAACAUGGUGCAUCGUCUUAAAUCUUCCGGGUGUGUUUUUAGCUUUGUCUUAGCAGUACAGUUGCCUCUUCUAGAGAAACAAUAAUUAAAAAAAAUGUACAUUUUCA